GUUUCCGAGACUGUUGAGCCUGUGGGGCCUAUAGUCAUCGAACCCUCAACAUGCACGAGCGGUUCUCGUUUUGCAUGCAACAACACCACACGUACCCACCGACUUUUUCAAAGCCUUACUUUUGCACGUGUGGAGAGAGUGUGUACUAAAUUUUCGUAUCAUGUUAACCGAAAUUUUCGUUUUAAGUAGAAAAUAAGAUAUUGAUGAGAAAAAAGUGAGCAUAAGUUCUUUCUAAUGUAUAAUUUACAAGAAAAAAUUUUAGCAAGCAGCUCCUAAAGAUAUUGAUGAGAAAAAUUUCAUACUGCAAACGAAUUUUCAAAACCCCCAACGACUAGAAGUAUAGUACUUAAAAUGACAAAUCGUACGUAAAUUAUGAGGUCGUCCAUAAAGAUUAUAGAAAAUAUAACAUUUGAUUAAGUGUAAUAUGUGAUAAAAAAUUUCCUCUACACCUUUUGGUAUGUGAAUAAACCCGCUAUUAAUUUUCUUUUGUCUCAAGUGCUUUAAGAAUAACAACUUAACGUCCAUUGUUAUACCAAAAAAACUUAACGUUUUAUUGUUAAAGUAUUCUUAUCUAUUUUUUUUUCGAACAACAAAGUAUUCUUAUCUAUAUGAUGUAAAAAAUAGUAUAUUAUUAACUUGUAAAUAAAUGUCACACAAAUUUCAAUAAAAAAUAGAGAAUCUAUCUUUCCUCUUCCACCAUAUAAACAGUGGAAAGCCAUUCAAUUGCUCUCACUCUUUCUCUCAUUCUUGGUUUCUUUUCCUUUAAUCCCUAGCCCCAGAAAGAAAGAGAAAAAAUGGAUCCAAAACUCAUUGAGAAAGUUCUAACAGGUAACAAAACCAUCAAGCUCUCAAGAAGAUUUGAAGAAGCAAACAACUUCGGAUCUCCACCAAACUCGCACACUAACCUCUCUCUCGCUAGAAACCAUCUCCACAACAAAUCCUACUCAGUCUUGGAGAGGGGUGAAAACGAAAAUAGUUUAAAAAGGAGGGGCAAUAAUGGAAUGAACAAAAAAUUAUGCUCAAGAGGACACUGGAGACCAACAGAAGAUGCUAAACUCAAGGAGCUUGUUGCUCAGUUUGGUCCACAAAACUGGAAUUUGAUUGCUCACCACCUUCUUGGUAGAUCAGGCAAGAGUUGUAGACUGAGAUGGUGUAACCAAUUAGACCCAAGGAUUAACAAGAAAGCCUUCACCGAGGAAGAGGAGUCUAGGCUUUUAACUGCUCAUCGAGCCUAUGGCAACAAGUGGUCUUUGAUCUCACGUUUCUUCCCGGGUCGGACCGAUAACGCCGUCAAGAACCAUUGGCAUGUCGUCAUGGCUCGACGGACUAGAGCAAGUGAACGACAACAGGCUCUUCAUGCACCGUCAGGAAACGCAGAAAUGACGGUCUUGUCUGUGUACCGCUAUAAUCGUGGUGGGUUCUUCGGUAGGGUUGCGGAGGGUACUUUGGUCAACGAAGCAGAUGACGACGAUGGUUCAGCUGUCUCUACUUGUACGACCGAGCUCUCUCUCACUCCGCCUUCUUCAACUCACCAGCCACGCUUCUUGCACGACGAUAAUACCCUUGCAUCAGGUAAAGAUGGUCAGUGUGUGCAGAGAGCAGAAGUAAAUGGCAUAUAUAGUAAAAAGAUGGACCAUCAAAAUCACCACACAACCACAGUCAGUGAAAGGGAGGUGGAGAUGAAGACGAAGAGUGGCUUUUACUUCUUUGAUUUUCUUGGAGUUGGAGCUUCUUAAUUAAUUAUAUGAAGAAUUAGGGUUCAUGUUAAGGGAACUAAUUGUGCGAUAAAGAAAAUGGUUUAGUUUCUUCUGUUUCACCGGGUUAUUUCUAGCCAUGUUUGUUUAAAUUUGAAUUUGAGCUUUCGAAGAAGUUAGCUAGGGUAAGAGGGAGGGGGAAAUCAAAAGCUCUGCUGCUUUACUAAUUAAGUACUAUCAUUAACCCAUUACAAA
Messenger RNA from Brassica rapa (field mustard), 1949 nucleotides. RefSeq names its product transcription factor MYB56. Gene Ontology annotation, biological process: regulation of DNA-templated transcription. Gene Ontology annotation, molecular function: RNA polymerase II cis-regulatory region sequence-specific DNA binding; DNA-binding transcription factor activity, RNA polymerase II-specific. The record is from RefSeq and is a predicted model, not a curated record. Gene Ontology annotation, cellular component: nucleus. Lineage: Eukaryota; Viridiplantae; Streptophyta; Magnoliopsida; Brassicales; Brassicaceae.